Molecule: messenger RNA, 923 nt
Organism: Priapulus caudatus
Lineage: Eukaryota; Metazoa; Priapulida; Priapulimorpha; Priapulimorphida; Priapulidae
Product: vesicle transport protein SEC20-like
Exons: 7
Coding region: 1-774 (257 amino acids)
Biological process (GO): retrograde vesicle-mediated transport, Golgi to endoplasmic reticulum
Cellular component (GO): SNARE complex; endoplasmic reticulum
Molecular function (GO): SNAP receptor activity
Source: RefSeq, a predicted model, not a curated record
AUGGCAAUUUUUACUCACUGCGGUAGCCUCAGUGCCAAGGGCACUUCAGAAAAUGUGUUGCUGCAAACCACUUGCACGUGGCAGCCGGAGGAAUGCCAGCUAAAAUUAUGUGUACAGGAAAUCAUAAAGCGAGAUUUAAAGGUUAAGGCCGCUAUACAGGAUAUACGAGAAUGCGUUGGGCCAUUGGAGACUUUGAAUGAAUUGAAUCUCCAAGUGAGGGGCCUAAUUCAAGAUCUGCGGACUAAUAUCACUGAACUAGGUAAACUUGCACGAGAACAAGACAAGGAAACGGAUACUAUUGCGAUAUUGAAGGAUGCGGAGAUGUAUGGAAAACAGCUUGACGGGACGUUGGCAUCACUAAGGAAGGCAAAUCUGUCAUGUCAGUUGGCAAUAGAGAGACAAGGAAGGGGAAAUUUAUUCGAUGAAGGAUCGGUUUGGCCAGACACCAGAAAUAGAAAACGCUCUGCAAAGGAGGCUAUGGGGAAUGAAACAAGAAAUAUCACCGACAACCUGCAAAGAAUAAGCAGGAUGAUGGCUACAGAGGUAAACCAAAGUGACGAGUCUAUAAAAGCAUUAGUAACCUCCUCAUCUGUCGUAUCGGAGACAUACGAGGAAUUCAAGAACCAAUCUGGAGACCUACACACGUCCAAGAACAUAUUGACAAAAUAUGGCCGUCGAGAAUUGACGGACAAACUUCUCAUCUGCCUUGCAGUCAUUUUGUUCAUCGUAACAGUACUGUACAUCUUGAGAAAGAGAGUGUUCAGCUUCAUUUGAGAGCCAGAAGUAACCAGGAGCACAUCUUGUUGAAUGCAUUGAUGGCUAUUGUGCAUGCGGUGGAAAGGGCUAACACUCCAUUAGGAGUGUUUCCCAACUUUGAUAUCAUUAAUGAUUAAUGAUUAAUGACAUUAAACCACAAACUAAUA